Molecule: messenger RNA, 441 nt
Organism: Fulvia fulva
Lineage: Eukaryota; Fungi; Ascomycota; Dothideomycetes; Mycosphaerellales; Mycosphaerellaceae
Exons: 3
Coding region: 1-441 (146 amino acids)
Source: RefSeq, a predicted model, not a curated record
AUGGGCAAGCUGAUCAAGAACCACUGGGCGCGACUGAUAGUCUUGACCGCAGCAGCAUAUCAAAUCGCUGCCACGCUAGAAGCAUUCUUCUGGCCAAAGUUCUUCUUCGACUUCCUCACCAAGAACUUCGAUCGCGCUGUGAAACCCGUACCCAUUCUCCAGAUCAUCAACCUGGUUAUCGGCUUCUUGACACUCGCAUACGAGUGGCCCCUCAACUAUGUGGCAGGGACCUCAAUACAUCGAAGCCUGGAAGUGCGCUUGAUGUGGUUGCCUUUGGCAAGCUUGACCAGCAUACUUUUAUAUCAGGCGACAAAUGCGUCGCUGUACUACUUUAUCGGCAUAAUUGUAUAUUUUUGGGCAUACAGCGAGGGAGAGGUUAUUUGCGCAGUACCGUGGACGUUACCGAAGAGAGCGGACCGACGCCGAAUAGAGAAAGCAUGA